Alligator mississippiensis (American alligator) is the source of this 2442-nucleotide messenger RNA. RefSeq names its product transformer 2 alpha homolog (gene TRA2A). The record is from RefSeq and is a predicted model, not a curated record. The transcript has 8 exons. Gene Ontology annotation, molecular function: RNA binding. Lineage: Eukaryota; Metazoa; Chordata; Crocodylia; Alligatoridae. The coding region runs from base 132 to 962 and encodes 276 amino acids. Gene Ontology annotation, cellular component: spliceosomal complex. Gene Ontology annotation, biological process: positive regulation of mRNA splicing, via spliceosome.
GACCAGGCUGAGGCGCCAUUUUGCGCUGCGGCGGCGGCGGCGGGGGACGGCGGUGCACUCGCUCGUUCGGAGGCUCUGCAGGGAGGCGGCCCUGCCCUGCUCUGCGCGGCUCGGUCCGGCCCGCCGGCACCAUGAGCGACGUGGAGGAGAACAACUUCGAGGGGAGGGAGUCUCGCUCCCAGUCAAAAUCCCCAGCUGGGAGUCCUGCUCGUGUAAAAUCGGAGAGCAGGUCAGGAUCUCGCAGUCCAUCAAGGGCAUCCAAACAUUCUGAAUCUCAUUCUCGGUCAAGAUCAAAAUCCAGGUCCAGAUCAAGAAGACAUUCUCAUAGACGUUACACUCGCUCCAGGUCCCACUCCCAUUCCCAUUCCCAUAGGAGACGAUCUCGAAGCAGAUCAUACACGCCAGAAUAUCGUCGUCGAAGGAGCCGCAGUCAUUCUCCAAUGUCUAACCGAAGGAGGCAUACUGGCAGCAGAGCUAAUCCAGACCCUAACACAUGCCUUGGAGUGUUUGGUCUCAGUUUGUAUACCACAGAAAGAGAUCUACGUGAAGUCUUUUCCCGCUAUGGACCUUUGACUGGUGUCAACGUCGUUUAUGAUCAGCGGACUGGUCGAUCACGGGGAUUUGCUUUUGUUUAUUUUGAAAGAAUAGAUGAUUCUAAAGAGGCGAUGGAGCACGCGAACGGCAUGGAGCUGGAUGGCCGCAGGAUCCGCGUGGAUUACUCCAUCACCAAGCGAGCGCACACGCCCACCCCGGGGAUCUACAUGGGCAGACCCACACAUGGAGGUGGCGGUGGUGGAGGAGCAGGUCGGCGUCGCGAUUCCUACUACGACAGAGGGUACGACAGAGGAUAUGAUAGAUAUGAAGAAUAUGAUUACCGGUACAGGAGACGAUCACCUUCACCUUAUUAUAGCCGCUAUCGAUCGCGAUCAAGAUCCCGUUCAUAUAGCCCAAGACGCUACUGAAGACCAGAAGAGGUGCAGUUGAAGACAAGAUUUUUAAAUACCAAGUUCAGAUCUUAGCUUCCCCUUUGCCAACCUUCCCUUCCCUAUGCUCCCUUCCCUGCCCACCCAGAGCUCUCUUAAAGAUCUUUGGUUUAUUUGGAAUAUCCAUAUUUUCAGUUGAAGUAUUGCAGUUUUCCAUCCUUCUGAAAAUGUAAUUGUUGUAGUUUUGUGUAGUUAAACAUCUUAAGCAAAACUAAAUAGGAAACCCAAAGUAUUGAUACAUUUUGUAAGUCAUUCUGGUUUUGUUUUUAAAACAAUUGGACUCCUGCCUAAUCAAAUAAGAAGAGAGCAAUGAUAUGUUUAGAGCUUGCAUGUCAUAUGUAAUAUACACAUUCAGAUGCUUUAAUAUAAACCUGUUUCCACAUAACUUGUUAAAUCUUUCUGUUGAAAUGUUUACCUGUUACUUUUGAAAAAUACAUUACAGCUUUGAACUUUUUCUGUAAAAACAGGUUUCUUUUAGUCAUGAACCAGAGGAUUUCUUGUCAAAUAGUCGCUUUGAGUGUAAAAUAUUAAAACUGUAGAGAAAACUUUGGUUUAAUUUCUUCGGGAUAAAAAACAGGUUCUUGUAUGCUGAAAAUUCUGGCAGUGUUUUUAAAGAUUUAAACUGCUACAACAGUGAACCCCAUUUAGAGUUAAAAUUUUUGCAAAUCUGUUUUUUAAUUUUUUUAAUUGUAUUCAGUUUAAUGUUUCCCCCAAAAUCAGUGCAGGAAAAAAAAAUAUUUAUUGAACGUAGCAAUUAAAUAAUUUGCUGUUCAAAAAAAAAAAAAUCCUUUUGGUAUUGCAAUGAUGGUCAGGCAAGUUCUAGUUUCCAAUCAUUUUGGAGUUAGCAGUAUGGAUGGAAACAUUACAGUUACAUAAGCCUCUUCUUCCUCAAUAAAAGUUAAUUCCACCCAGAUGGAUUUUCCUGUCGUCUUCUUUGUAUUUACAGGUGACUUGGAUCUAAGUCAGUGUCACUUGAUUUUAAGGAAGUUGAAACUAGUGUUCAUUUUGUGUUUCCAGAUUCUUAUUUGGCACGGUUACUUAAGGAUAUGAACCAAUUUUCAAUUACCCUGUAGCUGCUAAUUUGUGCCCCUGCGUAUACUAAAUUGUGGAGUUUUGUCUUAAGAAGUUUUAAUAAUACAUGCAAUCCUUAUGUUAACAACUGGAUAAAUUGUCUGUUUUAAAUACCUAUCUACUGGGUAAAUAGUUUUUACUGUAACAAGGUUUGUAUUUUUUGUUUGAUGUAUCAAGCUAUCAUCUUUCAUACUAAUUUAUACUGUUAAUAGUAGUACUAACUUAAGUAUCUGAUAGAAUUGUUUUUAAACUAAAGUGUUCCAGUUCCAUCCCUCCCUCCUGGAUUGUAAAUCAGAAAUGAAAGCCAUAAUUACUCCUAUGGAUAACAAAUGGUGACUUGUUUCUCACCUUCUGUGAUCAGUAAUAAAUUCAGCAUCCUUUCUCUUCA